UGUAAAUCGAAUGUGCCAAUGCCGUUGUUGUUAAUAUUCCUUGAAUCUCACGCAGCCAAUCGGCGAGGGGUAAAAAAACUCCGAUACACAUAGAAAAAUAAUUCCACCCAUAAGUUCCCAUUUGCUCCAAGAAUUGCACAAACGCAUUCGAAAUGCCAAUAUGAAUCGAAGCCUUGCGGUGGCAUAUGGUCGCCCAUUACUGCGGACUAUCAAUAGAAAUUGGCUUGUCCAAAGAAACUCCUUUGCGAGUGUUGCAGCAGAUACAAGGUAUAAAAUGCGCCCCUCCAAUUCCAACCCUCCACUUCUCAACUAAUUUUCUACUUUUAGACCAUAUGAUGUCGUCGUCAUUGGAGGGGGUCAUGCGGGAGCAGAAGCUUGUGCGGGAGCUGCGCGAUCUGGUGCUAGGACUGCAUUGAUUACGCCGAAACUCGAGAAUAUUGGUGUUUGUUCUUGCAAUCCUAGUUUUGGGGGGAUCGGGAAGGGGACUAUGUUGAGGGAGGUGGAUGCGCUGGAUGGUGUUGCGGGGAGGAUUAUUGACAAGGCGGGCGUGCAAUUUAAGGUGUUGAAUCGGAAGAAAGGUCCUGCGGUUUGGGUAGGUGGUUAUUGUGGUGGCGGCACUUUGAUGUUGCGUGCUAAUGUUUGUUAGGGCCCUAGAGCGCAAAUCGAUAGGGAUUUGUACAAGAAGCAUAUGCGGGAGGAGUUGGAAGCGUAUCCGAACCUUUCAAUUGUAACGGGCAGUGUGGCCGAUAUCAUAGUUUCGAAGGACGAGGGUGAGACGCAAAAUGGCAAGAUUACAGGUGUGCGACUGGAAUCGGGAGAAAUCAUACCUACGAAACAAGUGGUCAUCACGACUGGCACAUUUUUGGGCGGUGAGAUCCAUAUCGGCUUAGAAUGUUAUCCUGCAGGGCGCAUGGGUGAAGCGGCAACAUUUGGCUUGAGCAAAUCGUUGAAAGAUGCUGGUUUUACUUUGGGAAGACUAAAGACUGGGACACCUCCUCGGCUUGCAAAAGAUUCGAUCGAUUUUAAGAAUCUUGCCGUGCAGCCAGGAGAUCAACCACCGAAGCCUUUCAGUUACCUCAACGAAACUGUUUCUGUUCAGGAGCAAUUACUCUGCCAUGCUACGUAUACGAAUGAGGCUUCGCAUGCUGUGGUCCGGGCAAAUUUGGAUAAGUCUAUACACAUUAGAGAGACUGUGAAAGGUCCCAGAUACUGCCCGUCGCUCGAAUCCAAGGUCAUAAGAUUCUCUGAUAAAGAUAGACACAUUGUAUGGCUAGAACCGGAAGGAUUUAACAGCGACAUCAUAUAUCCCAAUGGCAUUUCCAUGACUAUACCAGCGGAGGCUCAAGAGCAACUUUUGAGAACUAUCCCCGGACUAGAAAAUGUCACAAUGACAGCUCCAGGUUAUGGUGUAGAGUAUGAUUAUGUUGAUCCUCGAAGUCUAAAAGCAACACUGGAGACAAAGGCAAUUCAGGGUCUCUACCUAGCAGGUCAAAUAAAUGGUACUACAGGUUAUGAGGAAGCAGCCGCACAAGGCAUCAUAGCAGGCAUCAAUGCUGGACUUGCAUCACAAUCAUUACCACAAUUGGUUUUAUCUCGCAGUGAUGGGUACAUUGGAAUCAUGAUCGAUGAUCUAAUCACUAAAGGUGUUUCCGAACCUUACCGCAUGUUCACGUCUCGCAGCGAAUACCGCAUGAGCGCCCGAGCCGACAACGCCGAUUUGCGACUUACAGAAAAGGGGAGAUUGGCAGGAGUAGUAGGUGGAAAACGUUGGUCCGCCUUCAAUGAUGAGGUCGCUCAAAUGGAAGGUCUCAAAUCGGCUCUUGAAAAAAGUACAUUUAGUGCUCCGGUUUGGAUCAACGAUGGUUUCAAAGUAUCAAACGAUAGUACUAUGCGAAGUGCCCUAGACGUCCUACGAAUCCGGGACGUAACAAUCAACGAUUUGUCAAAUCGUAUCCCAGAAAUUUUGACCUACACCCAACGAAUCAGAGAUAGAGUUGGCAUUGAAGCCGUUUAUGCGCCAUAUGUCACACAACAAAAAGCAGCACAGAGAGUCUUUCAAAAAGAUGAAAUGCUUAAAUUGCCGGUGGAUUUAGAUUAUGAUUCUAUACACGGGAUUUCCAUGCAUGAGAAAUCGGUGUUGAAGAUGACAAAACCCGAGAGUGUGGGACAGGCAAGAAGAAUUGAGGGUAUGACGCCGAGUGGAUGUUUGAGGUUGUUGGCUUUUGUCAGGGAGAGGUCGAGGGCGGUUCAGAAGGCUAAUACGUUUGAGGAGGUUGCUAGAAAGAAAGUGGAGAGGGGUAUAUUUAGUGAGGGGGAAGGAAGAUUGAUAUGAUUGGGUUGUUCUGUGGUGAGGGGAUGAAAGUGUAUAGAUAUGCAUUGCAACGGCGUUUAGGUGAAAGGUUUGGCGGAAGGAUACGAUACUUUGGAUUUUUAGAUGUGGACAGAUGCCACAAUGUAAAGAUAUUUCUCCGAGGUUAUAUGAAGCAAGCAAUGGACUUCAUAAAGACAAUAAAUUUCCAAUCUAGACAUAGUCGAUGCGGCCAAGGGUUAUCAAAUUCUACUACAAA
This is a messenger RNA of Sclerotinia trifoliorum, 2567 nucleotides long. NCBI's taxonomy places the organism in Eukaryota, Fungi, Ascomycota, Leotiomycetes, Helotiales, Sclerotiniaceae. The record is from the annotation of a GenBank genome assembly.